This is a messenger RNA of Eremomyces bilateralis CBS 781.70, 552 nucleotides long. RefSeq lists its product as uncharacterized. NCBI's taxonomy places the organism in Eukaryota, Fungi, Ascomycota, Dothideomycetes, Eremomycetales, Eremomycetaceae. The transcript has a single exon. The record is from RefSeq and is a predicted model, not a curated record. Gene Ontology annotation, cellular component: ESCRT I complex. Gene Ontology annotation, biological process: ubiquitin-dependent protein catabolic process via the multivesicular body sorting pathway; protein targeting to vacuole; protein targeting to membrane. The annotation marks the transcript as partial.
UCCUCCCACCACCAACAACCGAUCGACCCCCCCUCACCCGGCUGGCUCCCCCCCAAUGUCCGUGACAAAACCACCCCCGACCUCCACGUCCUCCUCUCCAACCCCCCGCUCCUCUCCUCCCUCGCGCACACCCACCCCUCCAUCCCUGCCUCCACCGCCCCUCUCACCUCCCUCCUCUCCACCAACACCACCCUCGCCCACCGUCUCCUCGCCCUUGAAACCUCCCUCGCCACCCACCGCGCCGCCACCCAAUCGCGGCUCCUCGCCCUGCGCGCCCUCGAGCAGCAGUGGCGCGGGAAGCAGAGCGCCCAGGACGCGGGGUUGCAGGAGUUCGCGCCGUCGGGGCUGUAUCGGAGGUUGAAUCAGGCGGUGGCGGAGCAGGAGAUGGUGUGUCGCGGGGUGGAGGAGAGCUUUUUGGAGGGGGAGGGGAGGGCGGAGGAGAGGGAGGUGGGGGAAUGGAUGAAGCGGGUGAGGGAGGGGAGGAGGGUGGCGUUUAUGCGGAGGGAAGGGAGGGAGAGGUGGGAUGAGGGGAGGGUUGGGGGGUGGAGAUGA